This is a messenger RNA of Mercenaria mercenaria, 2031 nucleotides long. RefSeq names its product three-prime repair exonuclease 1-like. Gene Ontology annotation, biological process: DNA catabolic process. Gene Ontology annotation, molecular function: nucleic acid binding; 3'-5'-DNA exonuclease activity. The transcript is spliced from 5 exons. Bases 589 to 1371 code for a protein of 260 amino acids. The record is from RefSeq and is a predicted model, not a curated record. Gene Ontology annotation, cellular component: cytoplasm. Lineage: Eukaryota; Metazoa; Mollusca; Bivalvia; Venerida; Veneridae.
UUGGAAUAAGUAUGAAGAAAAGAUUUGAUAAAAAUCAUGUGGUUAAAAACUUUACCAAAAGUCUAUAUUGCUUGAAAAAUGACAAAGGUAUCAAGUUGAGCAAAAGUGUUAUCACCCACCUUGAAAAGUGUUUAAAAUACACAUUUGCCAAAAACCAAGGAGAUAAAAGUGGAAUGGAAAACAACUUGAAAGCCAUUGUUCCACAUCAGUUUGGAGACCAUAGUCUUUGUAUGCCUAGGUAUUGUGGAUAUAAAAGAAAACCAGGAGAAAAAUAUCUUCAUCGUAGCCUGCCCUAUAAGACAGCUCUACACGAUGAAACCCUCAGACAACGACUACAACAGAUAUUUGAUCCACUGAUACAUAAUGCCCAUCAGUAUAUAGAUCUUGGUUCAAGCCAACAGUGUGAACACGCCAACAAGGAAGUGACAUUGAGAGCUCCUAAGAGUCACCAUUACGGCAACACCAGCAGUCUUGACUACCGAGUCCAUGCCACAGCAGCAUUCGUAAAUGAAGGAAGGCACUAUAUAACUAAGAUUGUUCUUGUUAUUCCAGUUGUUGUUUCUUGGAUAUCGAUGAAACCUGAAUGCCAUGAUCUUUAAUGGUUUCAACAAGCUCGGACUAUCUCCUGGUGCACACACUGUCAAGUAUGCUGACAUGUGCUUGAAGCGGCGACACACCAAACAACAGAAAGCCCAAUCCCCAUCUACUAAACGUAGACGACUGGUGCUGAAACAGGAACGGGCUACUAAUCAAGGUGCAAAUGAAGCUCUAGAAGGAGACACAUAUCAGUCAGGAAUUGGUCACGGCGACAAUGUAGAUGUGGAACAGAUUCCAGAUUCCAUUCCAAGGGGUAAUUUUAAACCUGUCCAGUUACCAGGACCCCCAGCUGUUAUAUCUUUUGACUUGGAAACAACAGGCCUGAUUAAAGACGGAGUGCUUCCGCAGAUUACACAGAUUGCUGCAGUGGAGUUACAGUCAGGAGAGCAGUUCAAUACAUAUGUUAAACCAACAGUUCCCAUUUCUAUGGCUGCAACAACUGUUACUGGCAUAUCAUUUUAUAAUGAGGAAAUGACAGUAAAUGGAACAAAAGUGCAAUCAGUGUCCAUAAAAACUGCUAUGGAUGAAUUUGUUAAUUGGAUAUCCAAAUUCAAAAGUGUAUGUUUAGUAGCUCACAAUGGUCGCAGAUUUGACUUUCCCAUUCUUGUGUCUACAUUAAAGAACAUUGGAGCUCAGGAUAAGUUAUCAGAAUGUGCAUUCAUUGACUCCAUGUCAGUGUUUCGAAAGCUUUAUCCGAACACAUCACUGAAACAAGUAGACCUUGUGUCAUCUUUACUUGGUGAAACAUACGAUGCACACAAUGCCAUGGUGUGAUGUGGUUGCCCUUGGGAAAUUAAUCAAGUUUGUGAACCUCUCAAGUAGUGAUUUAAUGGCUCAUAGUUUUACUCAGUCAGCAAUUGCUAAUAACAUGGCUUUCAACAAAUCUAAAACACUCAAUUUGCCAUCAUUGAAUCCGUUGAUUUAUUCAGGUGUGAUAAAAAAACCUACCGCUGAAAACAUUGCUGGGUCUGGUCUGAAUAUAAAUCACUUAAAACUGUUGCAUAACAGAGGUGGGGAAGAUGCUUUAAAAGAUGUGUUUAUUUCAAAGAACUCAGAAGGCUUACCAAGAGUCUCUAACAAUAAGAAAGUGUUGGAAGAGAUUGUACCACAAAUUGCUAAAUAUUUUGAAAAUCACUAGAUUUUUAUACUCUGGUAUAAUAACUGUUCAGGGACAAAAAUGUUUUCUGUACAUUUAUUUGUCUGUACAUCCACAGUGAUAAUUAUGGAAAUAACAAUAUAGGUGUUCUAUAUUUAUUGCAAUGUUCUUAUCUAUAAAACAUCAUACAAUGUAUUUACCAGAAAAUAUUUAUGUAAUGCGUAAGAUAUAUUAUUUACUCAAAUUUUGUCUCGGCAAAUUUACUUUUUGGUGGUAUCAAAUACCUAAUGAUAUCAUAUUAUUUUACAUUAAAAUGGUUAAACCAACUAGUAAAUGUA